ACCUCCACUACGUCCGCUGUGUGGCCUGAGCCCGUCUGUGCCACCGUCGUAUAAGUAUUAUCUGCCAUGACCGCGUCCGAAGCUGAGUCGAGACAGCUCGGGUCUCCGUUCCCACCACGCCAAACUCGGAUUGAAGCGCCCAAGCCAUGGCUACCGGUUUAACGGACCGCUUCGAGACUCUCAAGCAGAAGACUCGCCUGCACGGCGACGAAUCUCAGCACGAGCAGACCGACCGAUGGAGCAACCGUGAUCUCAUCCCCUUACCGCCGAGCCGAAGAACAUGGGGAUGGUUUCACUUUUUCGGCUUCUGGACGCUGUCUUCGUUGAACAUUGCCAAUUGGCAGACGCCAAAUAGUUUCUUGACUCAGGGCCUGUCCGUCCCGCAGUCAAUGGCCGUCAUCGUCGUCGGACGUGCCUUGAUCUGUUUCUUCGCGACCCUAAUCGCUUGGUGCGGACUGAAAUGGCACGUCGGCUUCACCGUCCAGAACCGAUACACGUGGGGGAUGCGCGCAAGCUACAUCCCGCUCCUGCAGCGCAUCCUACUCAACUUCAUCUGGAAUGCGAUACAGUGUUGGAACGGAGGACGGCUUGCUGCGGUAUGCCUGACGGCUAUCUGGCCGUCGUAUGCCCGGAUGCCCAACUUCUUGCCUGACACCAUCCCGGCCACCGGCGAUCAGUUCGUCGGCUUCAUCAUCUUCUGGCUCUUGUCGACGCCGCUCUUGUGGAUCCCCCCCGAGAAGUUCAAGAUCCCCUUCCUGUUUACGUCCAUCUAUACUGCCGUCGGUAUGAUUGCUAUGAUGAUUUGGGCGUUGGCAACCGCGGGUGGAGUCGGCCCCCUGAUGAGCACCGGCGUGGCCCUUCCCGAGGGUUCCAGGUGGAAUAUAUCGUGGGUCUUGAUGGCCACGAUCAAUCAAACGAUUGGCAAUGUCACCGCUGGUAUCACCAACGGGUCCGACUUCUCACGUUAUGCGAAGAAUCGGAGGUCCUAUAUCAUCGGAACGAUCACAUCUGGCUGGAUCACGGGCGUCAUCGUGUCCGUCUUGGGCCUGGUGACCACCAGCGCGGCCCAGAGGAUCUACGGCCAGGUGUACUGGAACCCGCCGGACCUCCUCAUGGUCAUGAUGGACAACGGGAACGGCUCUUCGGCAGCUCGGGCGGGCGUGUUCUUUCUCGCUUUCGGCUUUGGGCUGACUAACAUGUUUGAAAACGUCUGCGGGAAUGCAGUGGCCGGCGGCAUCGAUCUGGCUGGGCUGUGGCCUCACUACAUCAACAUACGGAGAGGUGCCAUCAUUACUUUCCUCGCCGCAUGGGUCGUCCAGCCUUGGCAGCUUGUCAACAGGGCGAUCACCUUUAUCCAGGUCCUCAGUUCGUUCUCGGUAUUCCUGUCGCCCAUGAUUGGCAUGAUGGCGGUCGACUUUUACCUCCUUCGCGGACGUAAAAUCCGCCUUAGCCACCUGUACUCCGGGUCACGUUCCUCCUAUUGGUACUGGAAGGGAGUCAACUGGCGAGCGAUCGUGGCGUGGCUGUGCGGCUGGGCACCAACCAUCGGUGGUCUCGUCGUCACUGUACGAAAUGAUGCCGAUGCGCCGGGCGCCUUGUUUCAGCUAUACUUCAUGGCCUUCUUCAUAGGCUUCUUUAUUAGCGGAGGCCUCUUCUUCGUCUUGAACAAGAUCUCCCCUGUUGCAGGAAUGGGAGAGUUUGACGAGGCCGAUAUGUACGGUACUUUCACCGCGAAGGAGGCAGAGAGGUUGGGCGUCGUUACUGCGGAAUUUCAUACGGAUAUCUAUGACAGCGGCGAAAUUUCUACGGCUCGGGACACACUUGAGAAGGAGUAGAGGCUGCGACCGAGAGUUUCACGAAGAUGACGCCGAUACAACAGCCCCGACCGUUAUUAGCUCAAGUCCACUCACCACCUAAGUGAUAUAAUUUGAUAGUCGUCUAGACGCUCAUGUGGGCAUCUUCGGCGUACCUGACCACGUAGAACUUUCAACACAG
Durotheca rogersii is the source of this 1995-nucleotide messenger RNA. Its product is annotated as NCS1 nucleoside transporter family protein-like protein. Gene Ontology annotation, molecular function: nucleobase transmembrane transporter activity. Gene Ontology annotation, biological process: transmembrane transport; nucleobase transport. The record is from RefSeq and is a predicted model, not a curated record. NCBI's taxonomy places the organism in Eukaryota, Fungi, Ascomycota, Sordariomycetes, Xylariales, Xylariaceae. The transcript is spliced from 4 exons. Bases 147 to 1835 code for a protein of 562 amino acids. Gene Ontology annotation, cellular component: plasma membrane.